Fopius arisanus is the source of this 2517-nucleotide messenger RNA. Its product is annotated as cytochrome P450 6k1. The transcript has 5 exons. The record is from RefSeq and is a predicted model, not a curated record. Bases 116 to 1651 code for a protein of 511 amino acids. Gene Ontology annotation, molecular function: heme binding; iron ion binding; oxidoreductase activity, acting on paired donors, with incorporation or reduction of molecular oxygen. NCBI's taxonomy places the organism in Eukaryota, Metazoa, Arthropoda, Insecta, Hymenoptera, Braconidae.
GCAGGAGAUGCUAGAUCAGUGCGGAGAAAAACUUUGGACCGUACAUGUCGCAUUUGCCUGAACUCUAAUUUUCAAUUGAAAUUUUCAUUCAAGUGUGACUUUUUUCUUCCGCGAAAUGGCAUUGAUCACGAAAUUUUGGGGAUUGGACUUACUGGCAGGUUUUUUCGGGCUGAUCCUUAUAGUGUAUCUGUAUGUGACAAGAAAUUUUAAUUAUUGGACGAAACGGGGAGUCAGGCAGAUCCCGCCGGUGCCGUUUUUCGGGAGUUUCAAGGAGAUUAUUCUGCAGCGAAAAUUCCCCGGUCAUUUCUUCAGGGAUUGGUACGAGGAGUACAGACCCCUGCCUUAUGUUGGAUUCUACGUUUUGGAUAAACCGUUCCUCCUGGUUCGUGAUCCGGAGCUCGUUAAGAGUAUUCUUGUCAAGGAUGCAAACUACUUUCAGGACAAACAUCUCACAGCUAAUGCUAAUGAUACACUCAGUUCUGCUAAUCUUUUUCUUAUUAAAAAUCCAGCCUGGAAGUAUGUGAGAUCGAAAUUGACGCCGGUUUAUACAGCUGGAAGGUUGAAGAAAAUGUUUGGCUUGAUGCUGGAUGUUUGUCAGGAUUUGGAUACGUUUUUGGAAUCUCAAAAAUUAAAUGGUCCUGGGGGUGUGUUAGAGAUGAAAGAUCUUGCCGCUAAAUUCACCACUGACCUCAUUGCCACAACUGCUUACGGCAUAAAAGCAAAUUCCCUCAAUAAUCCCGAUGCUGAAUUCCGAAAACACGGAAAAAGGAUUUUUGUAUUCAAUACUUACCGUGGUUAUGAGUUUUUAGCCAUGUUCUUUGCCCCUCAGUUUGUCAAGCUUUUGAAUAUUCAAUUUUUUCAUAAAGAAAGCACAAAGUUCUUGAGAGAAGCACUCUGGGGAACUUUGCUAGAACGACAAAAAUCGGGAAUCAAACGUCCCGAUCUCAUCGAUCUUCUCAUCGAAUUGAGAAAGAAUCAACCAGAAGAGGAGAAGAAAAUUUUUGAAUUUGACGGUGACAAUCUGGUAGCCCAAGCUGCUGUUUUUUUCACUGGUGGCUUUGAAACCUCUUCAACUGUAAUUAGUUUUUGCCUGUAUCAACUUGCGACGCAUCCAGAAGUUCAAGACAAGUUGAGGGAAGAAAUAAAAAGGGUUCUGGAGGAGAAUAGCGGCAAAAUAACAUAUGACAUGAUGGUGACAGGCAUGCCAUACCUCGACGCAGUGAUAUCAGAAGUCAUGCGUUUCUAUCCACCGCUGCCCUACUUGGACAGAGUAGCUUCUUACGAUUAUAAAAUCCCAGGCAGUGAUGUGAUCCUCGAGAAAGGAACUCCUGUGUUGAUUCCAAUGUUGGGUUUCCAUUUCGAUGAGGAUUACUUCCCAGACCCCUUCCGCUUCAAUCCCGACAACUUCUCUGAGGAAAAUAAGAGAGCGCGCAAACCUGGUGUCUACAUGCCCUUCGGGGAUGGGCCGCACCUCUGUAUCGGUCUCCGCAUUGCACUGAUCCAGGUAAAACUCGGUGUAAUAACAAUUCUCUCAAAGUACGAACUAUCCCCUUGCGAAAAGACUCUCAUCCCCAUGAGACUCAAUCCAAGAGCUGUGCUAACUACUCCUGAGAGUGGUAUAUACCUCACAGUACGAAAAUUGCAUGAAUAAAUUCCUGGAAAUAACACCAACGCCUCACAGGUACAAUGAAAAAAUGAUGAACAGUAACUGAUGAUUUAAUCAGUGAAAUGUGAUCAGUUAUACGUUUAUUGUAUGCACUCACUUUUUAUUUACAAAAAAGAAACUAUUACUCAGGUUGCAGAAUGAUUUUCAGUUUCUUCUCACAAUGAUACACUUUUAUAACGCUAUUACGCUUAGAAUUAAAGAUGGUACGUAGUUCUCAUGCAUUUGUUCAUCCAGCUUCAUUGAGUUUAUCGAUAGAAAUAAGAAUGCCGAGAUAACCAAAUAGAUUAUAGAUCUACAAAUUUAAUUUAUGCAUUUCAUUCCAAUGCUCAACUCUUUGGCAUUGAUUCCCGGGGAAUUUCAAUCAUUACAUAAUCAGUGAUUAAAGAUAACAAGUUCAAUGUGAAGGAAAAUCAUAACUGUGGGGUCAUAGAAUCUAUUCUCUAGUUUUCAAAGUUUAGUGAUACGUUCUAAUCUCCACUUUAUGAUUGCAUUCCAUCGGAUAAUUCUAGUCCUUUCUCCUCCGACAAUUAGUCUCAGUAAAUCGAAAUGUCAUUCGAGUCAGUUACUACUGACUUAUCAUUUUUCCCCUGACGUUUAUAAUGCAUCCAUGGACCACAAGAAUUUAUUAUACAAUCAAAUAAUAAUCGUCAGCUCGCCAGCAAGCGGAACAAUUAUACCGAUUAAUUACUUUUAAUAAUUACUUCAAUAUUUAGGUAAAAUUUUUUUACUCCUCGUUCAUCCACUUAAUCGCUUAUAUAGUGUAUAUUCUUUAAUAUGUAUAUUCAUAUUAAAUAUAUGUAUUGUUACGGAGAUUUCGUAUAUUAUUCAAUAAAUGAUAUUUCUUUCACGUA